This is a messenger RNA of Heterocephalus glaber (naked mole-rat), 4615 nucleotides long. RefSeq names its product RAD54 homolog B (gene Rad54b). Gene Ontology annotation, molecular function: DNA translocase activity; ATP binding. Gene Ontology annotation, biological process: double-strand break repair via homologous recombination; reciprocal meiotic recombination. The record is from RefSeq and is a predicted model, not a curated record. NCBI's taxonomy places the organism in Eukaryota, Metazoa, Chordata, Mammalia, Rodentia, Bathyergidae. Gene Ontology annotation, cellular component: nucleus.
GCGAUUGGCUGCGUGAAGGCGGGUGUCUUGAGCGCCCAGGGUGGUGAGGGACUGACCAUAGGUUUGCGGUUUGUUUAGGUUGGCGAGCAGUGUCUGUCAUAUUCUCGCAGAUUUUGCAAGCUGGUGUAGCGGAGUCACAGAGUCAAAAGAGAAUUUAAGGCAUGAAGUGAAGUAAUUACAGACUCACGUGGUUGGCAGUCAAAAGGCUGAAACAUCCGGGCGUGGUGGCGCACGCCUGUAAUCUCAGCACUGGGGAGGCUGAGGCAGGAGGAUCGCUGAGUUCGAGGCCAGCUUGAACUACAUGUCAGUACUACGGAAGAUGAGGCGAUCUACAGCACCGAGUCAGUUGCAUGGAAAUUCCUCCAAAAAAGCAAAAUUCAUACCACCAGGAAGAAGUAAUCCGAGUCUGAAUGAAGAGAUUACAAAACAGAGUCUAGAUACAAAGUUAAUAGAGGGUGCUGCAGAUGAUGCCCUCCUCCAGUCACAAGAUGAUCCCAGAGUGUGCUGUUCAAAUCUUUUGCCGUCGGCAGGAAGCACUAGGGAAGUUAAUCACAGGAAUAAUUACAGUGGGAGACAUUGUUUUGAAUCAUCUGCAAUGGCAGUGUUAGAUCCACCUCACACAGUUCAUUCAGCCCUUCAAGAAAUAACAGAGUCUAAGGGACAAGAAGAGGAACUUGAUAGCCUAGUUAAAUAUUUCAGUGUUGUUUGGUGCAAGGCUUCAAAGAAAAAACACAAAAAGUGGGAAGGAGAUGCUAUUCUUAUUGUGAAAGGAAGGUCAUUUAUAUUAAAAGAUUUAGAAGGCAAAGACAUUGGGAAAGGUAUUGGAUAUAAAUUCAAAGAGCUUGAAAAGAUUGAAGAAGGCCAAACACUGAUGAUUGGUGGAAAAGAAGUAGAAAUCAUAGGUAUAAUCUCUUCAGAGGACUUCAACAGUGGCAGGUGUUUUCAGUUUGGAGGAGGAAGCCCUGCUGUCCCAGGUUCUUCUCAGACUGCCACAAAGCAAUUUUCUAAGCCUUUCAAAAGUGUUUGUAAACCAAGUUCAAAGAAAAAUAUACGGGAUGCUUUCCAAAAUUACAAACCACGCCAUGACCCAUACACACCAAAUUCUCUUGUUAUGCCACGACCUGACAAGAAUCACCAGUGGAUGUUCAAUAAGAACUGUUUUCCUCUUGUGGAUGUAGUGAUAGAUCCUCAUGUUGUACAUCACCUUCGACCACAUCAGAAAGAAGGAAUCAUAUUUCUUUAUGAAUGUGUAAUGGGUAUGAGAAUGAAUGGCAGAUAUGGAGCUAUUCUUGCUGAUGAGAUGUGUUUAGGGAAAACGUUGCAAUGUAUUUCGCUCAUCUGGACCCUGCAGUGUCAGGGACCCUAUGGAGGCAAGCCAGUGAUAAGGAAGAGCCUAAUUGUUACACCCGGAAGCUUGGUGAAUAAUUGGAGGAAAGAAUUUAAAAAAUGGCUGGGAACUGAAAGGAUCAAGAUAUUUACUGUUGAUCAGGACCACAAAGUUGAAGAAUUCAUCAAAUCUGUAUUUUAUUCUGUUCUUAUCAUUAGCUAUGAAAUGUUACUUCGUUCCCUGGAACAAAUUAAGAAUAUAAAAUUUGAUCUUCUAAUCUGUGAUGAGGGACAUCGUUUGAAAAACAGUGCCAUUAAGACAACUACAGCCCUCAUUAGCCUUUCUUGUGAGAAAAGAAUAAUUCUAACUGGUACUCCAAUUCAGAAUGAUCUGCAAGAAUUUUUUGCAUUAAUUGAUUUUGUAAAUCCAGGAGUACUGGGCUCUUUGGCAUCUUACAGGAAAAUAUAUGAAGAACCCAUCGUUAUGUCGAGAGAACCUUCUGCUUCUGAGGAAGAAAAGGAGCUAGGAGAGAGAAGAGCAGCUGAACUUACUCGUGUCACUGGACUUUUUAUCCUUAGAAGAACCCAGGAAGUCAUAAAUAAGUAUCUCCCACCUAAAAUAGAGAAUGUACUCUUUUGCCGACCAGCAACACUGCAGAUUGAACUUUAUAAAAAGCUGUUGAAUUCCCAGGCUAUCAGGUUCUGUCUUCAAGGGUCCCUGGAAAAUAGUCCUCAUCUAAUAUGUAUAGGAGCUCUUAAAAAACUGUGCAAUCACCCCUGCCUUUUGUUCAACUCCAUAAAGGGAAAAGAUUGUAGCUCAACUUGUGAUGGAAACGAAGAAAAGAGUCUAUACGAAGAAAAGAGUCUGUACGAAGGCUUGCUAAAUGUGUUUCCUGCUGAUUAUAAUCCUCUGGUGUUUAUGGAGAAGGAUUCAGGAAAACUACAAGUGCUGGCAAAACUCCUAGCUGUUAUCCAUGAACUUCGUCCCACUGAAAAGGUGGUGUUGGUAUCCCACUAUACACAGACCUUAAAUAUUUUGCAAGACGUCUGCAAGCGUUAUGGAUAUGCUUAUGCAAGACUUGAUGGACAAACACCAAUCUCUCAAAGGCAACAAAUUGUUGAUAAUUUCAAUAGUAAAUACUCUUCUGACUUUAUUUUUUUGUUAAGUUCAAAAGCUGGUGGUGUAGGACUUAACCUGAUUGGAGGAUCUCACUUAAUUCUCUAUGACAUUGAUUGGAAUCCAGCCACUGAUAUCCAGGCUAUGUCUAGAGUAUGGAGAGAUGGUCAGAAACAUGCUGUACAUAUUUACAGACUCCUAACCACAGGUACAAUAGAAGAAAAGAUCUAUCAAAGGCAGAUCAGUAAGCAAGCUCUUUCUGGGGCCGUUGUAGACCUAACCAAGAUAUCUGAACAUAUUCAGUUUUCAGUAGAGGAACUUAAAAAUUUGUUCACAUUACAUGAAAGUUCACAUUGUGUUACUCAUGACCUGCUUGACUGUGAGUGUACUGGAGAAAAAGAUCGCACAGAUGAUUCUUUGGAAAAAUUUGCUGUCUCUAGACAUUGUCAACUUGGUCCUCAUCAACAAAAAUAUAACUCCUUGAAACCUCUUUCCAUGUCACAACUGAAGCAAUGGAAACAUUUUUCUGGAGAUCAUUUAAAUCUUAUGGAUCCUUUUCUUGAAAGAAUAAGAGAAAAUGUGUCAUUCUUUUUUCAGAAUAUAACCAAUCAAGCUACUUGUAUAUAAUAAAGGUUUACUUCACGACAUUCUCUUCUGUUUUAAAAAUUAAUACAGUAAUCAAUACUUACUCAGAAGUGUGCUUUACUAAUCUGCUCAGCAGCUCUCAAACCAAUCAGGUUGACACAGUGAAGCUUAACCACCACACUAAGGAAUAUAAAAAGGUAAAAUAUUUAUUCUCUGUCUUUGGGAAAUCUAAUAUGGUGAAUAUUAGACAUAAACAACUGAAAAACUGAAAAACUUUAAACUGUAGCUCAAGGGAGAAAGAAAAUUUAAGGCUAGGAUUGCAAAUGCUGAUGAAUUCUUCAUCAUAUCAUCAAAUACGAGUUAUUUAAAUAUGUAGUGCCAUACUUGGACAGUAAGAUUCCUGAAUAGGCAAUUGGGUACCAAAUUUAUUAGAAAGUAGUCAACUAAUAAUAGGAAAAAAUGGCUCCAUGUGUAGGCUCCAUGUGUGAUACUUUGCAUAAAACUUCUUUUAGUAUCCGUCAUGUAUAAUAUUAUUAUUAUUAUUUUUUUUUGGUACUGGGGAUUGGACUUGGGACCUUGUGCUUGUGAGGCAGGUGGUGGCACCACUGAGCUAAAUCCCUGGCUCCUUGUAUCAUAUUAUUGUCAAGUGUAAAAUUCUUUAAAAAAAACCGAGAAGGUUCAGGCAUUUUUGUUGUCUGUCUUAAUUGGAGUAGAUGCUCGGGUGCUGCUCAGAUUGCUCCCUUCAGGAUGAAGGUGUGUGUUUCUCUGGUUGCCUCCUGCCAAAGGGGACUGCUUCUCCCAGGUUGGCUGUGAUUGCAGAGUGUGAAGGUCCAGCUUACUCAAUCUGAGACAUCUCUAAAGGUCCAUUCUAGUUCACAGAUCUCAGAUGAAGCUUCUCUUACAACUUCAUUGAACUGCCUUCAUCAGUCCAGUCCUGCUUUCUUCACUUUCUUAUGGAUAUUGUUCCCAAGAGCUCUUCCUAGUAAAUCCUCCGUGUGCACGUCUGCUUUGGUCUGUUUUCCAGGGAAUCUGGCUUAGAAAUGACACUACUCUCAGGGCUCUCGCUGAAAAAAAAGCAUUUUAUUUUUUAUUUUUAAAUUUUUAUUUGUGGAACCGGGGAUCGAACUCAGGACCUUGCACUUGCCAGGCAGGCGCUGGCGCCACUGAGAUAAACCACCAGCCCAAGAAAAGCAUUUUAAUCAUUUUAACAGAGGCAUCAGAUUAUAAAUACUUGCCAGCCAAUAACCAUUUACUGGAAUGAAUUUACAAUGUGAAAUUUUAAAAAGUUAGCUUUAUAUCACCGGUUAUGUCCCCCCAGUCCAAAUGCUGAAAUGUGUGAUGAUGUUAGGAGGUGGGGCCUUUGGUUGUGUAUUGGGUCAUAAAAGCAGAACCCUCUCGUGCGUAAGAUUGAUAUCUUAUAGGAUGAGAGAACUUGCUUCCUUCCUCCCCUCUCUUCUCUACUGUGUGAAGAUGCACCAAGACGGCCGUCUGUAACCCAGGAAGAAAGCCUUUGUCAGAUACUGGCUCUGCUGUCACCCUUAUCUGGGAUUUGCCAGUUUCCAGCACUGAGAAAUAAAGUUGUCUUCU